Messenger RNA from Drosophila kikkawai, 875 nucleotides. RefSeq names its product lambdaTry (gene lambdaTry). NCBI's taxonomy places the organism in Eukaryota, Metazoa, Arthropoda, Insecta, Diptera, Drosophilidae. Gene Ontology annotation, biological process: proteolysis. Gene Ontology annotation, molecular function: serine-type endopeptidase activity. The record is from RefSeq and is a predicted model, not a curated record.
GAAAAUGUCACGGAUUUUGGUCGUUUUUCUCGUGCUGGGCGCUGUUUGCAGCAGCUCCCUGGCGGAUCCUCUCUAUCGUAACUCCGAGGAUGUGCAAAUCCCUCAGCUGGAUGGACGCAUUGUCGGUGGCCAGGAUACCAACAUCACUCACUAUCCUCACCAGAUCUCCAUGAGACUUAGGGGCAACCACAGAUGCGGUGGCAGCAUUUAUAAUGCUCACACCAUCAUCAGUGCUUCCCAUUGUGUGAACACCCUGACCACCGUGGAGAACCUGACCAUUGUGGCUGGUUCCUCCAACAUCUGGUUCCCCACAGGACCACAGCAGGAGCUGCCCGUGCGCGAAAUCAUCAUGCAUCCCAAGUACAGGUCCUUGAACAACGACUACGAUGCGGCCAUUUUGAUUGUGGACGGCGAAUUCGUGUUCAAUGAGGCAGUUCAGCCCAUUAAGCUGGCCAAGGAGCGUCCGGAGCAUGAUACACCAGUGAUAGUGACUGGCUGGGGCACCACCAGCGAGGGUGGCGUCAUCUCCGAUGUCCUGCAGGAGGUCAGCGUCAAUGUGGUGGAGAACACGAAGUGCAAGAGCUCUUAUCCUAUCCUACUGACCGGCCGAAUGCUUUGCGCUGGUGUCACUGGCGGCGGCAAGGAUGCUUGCCAGGGUGAUUCUGGUGGUCCACUGAUCUACAAUAAUGAACUCCUGGGCAUUGUCUCUUGGGGAACUGGCUGUGCUCGCGAAAAGUAUCCCGGAGUGUAUUGCUCUGUGCCCGAUGUUUUUGAUUGGAUUGUGGAGGCCUCUGCCGCUUACGAUUAUGUGGGCAAAGUAGAUUUCCUGUAAACUUUAUAAUUUUUAUAGACAAUAUAAGUAUGGGAAGAAUCAA